Molecule: messenger RNA, 738 nt
Organism: Ixodes scapularis (black-legged tick)
Lineage: Eukaryota; Metazoa; Arthropoda; Arachnida; Ixodida; Ixodidae
Product: zinc finger protein 431-like
Exons: 4
Coding region: 1-738 (245 amino acids)
Biological process (GO): regulation of transcription by RNA polymerase II
Molecular function (GO): DNA-binding transcription factor activity, RNA polymerase II-specific; RNA polymerase II cis-regulatory region sequence-specific DNA binding
Source: RefSeq, a predicted model, not a curated record
AUGUGUGAUGGAGCCACAUUGUUGGGGGAGACCAGCUGUCCACUGAAAGUCACCGAGGACAUCUGGUUCAGAUGUUGUUCCUGCACCUUUGUCACUAAAGAUCAGUGUGGAAUUGUGAGCCACCUGGCGGCCCAUGGUGAUGAACAAUCCAAGUGCCAGCAUCUUCCCCUUUCAGGUUCUAAGUCCCAAGUGCUUGGCAAAACUCAAAAGCACAAGAGUGAAAAAUCAUUUAAGUGCAAGCUUUGCUCCCAAGAUUUUGCUUAUGAUUCCCUUCUGACCUGUCAUGAUCAAAUACACACUGGUGAAAAGCCAUUUAAGUGCAAGCUUUGCCCCAAAGAGUUUGUUUGUAAUUCCCUUCUGACCUACCAUAAUCAUCUGCACACUGGGAAAAAGCCUUUUAAGUGCAUGCAAUGCCCCAAAGCCUUUGCUCUAAAUUCCCAUCUGCGAACCCAUAAUCGAACGCAUACUGGUGAAAAGCCGUUCAAGUGCAAGCAGUGCCUCCAAGCCUUUGCUUCGAGUUCCAAUCUGCGAAGCCAUAAUCGAACACACACUGGUGAAAAGCCAUUUAAGUGCAAGCAAUGCCCCCAAGCCUUUUCUCAAAAUUGUCAUCUGCAAUUGCAUAAUCGAAGGCACACUGGUGAAAAGCCAUUUAAGUGUAAGCUGUGCCCACAAGCCUUUUCUCAUAAUACCAGUCUGAUCCGCCAUUAUCGAAAAAAGUGUUUAAAGGGAAACGAGUAA